AUGUCCACAACAUUAAGUAUAUAUUUGUCUGCUUGUCCGGAUGUUUAUCCAGAUGUCCAAAGUCGAAAUACCGGUGAUCUCGAGAUGAACUCGCCGAGAUCGGAAGAAGAAGAAGUGACCACAACGAACACAUCUGACGAUGAAACCGACGAGGACCCAAUGAUUUACACGUCCACGUCAAUGAGAGAAAUGGGAAGAGAGAAUAUCGAGAUAGUGGAACAAGGAAUGCAUCACGCACUCGCUUGUGAACUCCCAUUAGAGUCGUGUUGCAUGUUGUGUACUAAGAUGAAAUGCGUCUUGACACAUAUCAAUUGCUGUCUUCGACGACGUCUGAAAGGAUGCGACGUAUGUAGUACGGUAAUCUCGAUUGUAGUUUUCCACGCGAGAGUUUGUCAGGUUCAAGUGUGCAGAAUACCGUUUUGUCAUGAUAUUCGAGCGGCCAUGCUGACCUACCCACCCAGCUCGUAUCACUUGGUUGAUUUGGAUCACUUGAUUCAUCGAGUCAUUACGAGACUUCAAGAUAUGGCUCCAGCUAAAAAUCAAUCAGAAGAUGAAGAUGGAGAAGCGAAAGUGGCUGAAGAGGAGGAGGAGAUCGAAUGGAAUCCGUACGAGAUGGAUCAGGUGGCCGAGAUUUCUUCGACCACAGAUAACUAG
Messenger RNA from Caenorhabditis remanei, 654 nucleotides. RefSeq lists its product as uncharacterized. Gene Ontology annotation, molecular function: histone acetyltransferase activity; transcription coactivator activity; chromatin DNA binding. Gene Ontology annotation, cellular component: histone acetyltransferase complex; transcription regulator complex. The coding region runs from base 1 to 654 and encodes 217 amino acids. The transcript is spliced from 3 exons. The record is from RefSeq and is a predicted model, not a curated record. Lineage: Eukaryota; Metazoa; Nematoda; Chromadorea; Rhabditida; Rhabditidae. Gene Ontology annotation, biological process: positive regulation of transcription by RNA polymerase II.